Molecule: messenger RNA, 1572 nt
Organism: Fusarium sp. VM40
Lineage: Eukaryota; Fungi; Ascomycota; Sordariomycetes; Hypocreales; Nectriaceae
Source: the annotation of a GenBank genome assembly
AUGCCUACACCGGCUCCCCUCACUGUUGAAUCACCCUACCGAAAGUUCACUCGGAAACCAGAACGGGUUCCUCAUCCAUAUGGUUAUCGCACGGAACACCUUACCAUAACAGAUCGAGAUGGUUCUACUCUGUAUGAAACAGAGGAUAGAGCUCUUUACGAGGAAAUCUUUCUGCAAGACGAUGUCGAGACCCUUGAAAGAUACUUUGCUGUUGAACCUCUAGCUAUUCCAAAGCUAUACUCCCUUCCGGACGAUGAUGAGGGAUUCUUUGACGUGAGCCUGAUCUACUUAAACGCCCUUAACUAUGGAAGCCUCGGUAUAAUUCAACUUCUCGUGUCGUAUGAGUUAGAAUACCUCGAUUCCAAGGAAAAGAUCAGGUUCGAUAGGGUCGGAUUCCAGCUGUUGACCGAGGCAGCUAGAUGGGGCCACUUUGAAAUGGUCCAGUUCUUUCUAGAUAAUCAGCCCUUCUACGCCGAUAUCCACGACCGGGACUGGGUGGGCAACACGGCGCUGUUAGCCGUGGCAGAUCUCCACCAACACAAAUACGUUCGAUGCCAUACGUACUCUGGUGUCAGACUGGAGACAACUGAGGGGAUGAUGAACUUCCUUCUGGAUCGGGGUGCCUGCGCUGCCGAUGUUGUCCUCCCGCCGGUUGACCCUCACGAAACGCCGAGAAUGCCGGAAACUGUUCUGACUUUGGCUGCGAAAUGGUCAAGCCCAGAGAUGAUUAAGAGACUUAUCGACUGUGGCGCUAACGUCCAUGCCAAAUUCACCUACUUCGCUUGGGAUUUGGGAUUCUAUGCAGGAGAUGAGGAUUUUCAUCAUGCCACCGCACUAUUUGUUGGCUGUCUUUUCGAUAACUCUAAGGCUAUCAAGAUUCUGAUCGAUUUCCGAGGCGACAAUGUCGAAAUUUCGGAUAUGCUACGUCCUCGAGACACUCGUGGACUGUUUCCUAUCCAUUGGGCAUCUCAAAAUCAUAUGGUAACAGAGUGUCGAGAUGUCCCAGAAUCUGGGUUCCAGGAACGGGCAGAAGAUACUAUUAGUACUAUUGGAGUCCUCCUAGAAUACGAUCCAACAUUAGUUAAUAUUCAGGAUGAUAAUAGGAACACACCUUUACAUCAUGCCGUCUACACUUUGUGGCUAAAUGAGUUAUUUUACACGUCCAUCCUCAAAUUUCUUUGCGACAAGGGUGCAGAUGCUAGUAUAUGUAACGAGAAGGGCCAAACACCUCUACAUAUCCUGUUUUGCAGCACUCAUACCUCUUUGCCCAUUAAUGUGGCUGCUGUUUCUAUUCUACUCACCUAUGGCGCGAGCCCCAUUGCCGCUGAUGUUGAUGGGAAUACGCCGGUCCAUCUUGCAGCCCUACGUUUGGAAUCUGUUGACGCUAUGUCAUUCUUGCUUCAGAAGGGUGGCGACGCGUUUCAACGAAAUUUAAAACAAGAAACAGCGCUGGAUAGGGUUACUAUAGGUACCCUUAGCUUAGGCGCAGUAAAGAGCGGAGAGAAGGAUUUAACCAAGGCGCGGGAGGAUAUGGUAUCUAUACUGACAAAAGCUGGGGAGGGGAGUCAUUAA